Messenger RNA from Lactuca sativa (garden lettuce), 1464 nucleotides. RefSeq names its product transcription termination factor MTERF8, chloroplastic. Gene Ontology annotation, biological process: regulation of DNA-templated transcription. NCBI's taxonomy places the organism in Eukaryota, Viridiplantae, Streptophyta, Magnoliopsida, Asterales, Asteraceae. Gene Ontology annotation, molecular function: double-stranded DNA binding. The record is from RefSeq and is a predicted model, not a curated record.
UAAAGUGAAAAACCAAAAUCCUAAGCUUUAAUCGCAUACAUGCCGUGCCCUAAAUCAGCAGGUCAGUGAUUCCUCCACCAUUACGAUUUCUACUCACAAUGUUCAAUCUCAUCGGCAGAAACUUGACAUUUUGUGUGUCCAAAAGGACCAAAACAACAUCGUUUCAUAGACUGUUUCCUCGGUUGUCAUCUUCGUCACCAGCAGCAGCAUCAGAUAACUCAUUCGCAGUUUCUUACCUCGUAGACUUAUGCGGAUUCCCUCCAGACAAGGCGAUUUCAGCUUCCAAAUAUUUGAAGUUCAAAACGCCAGAUCGAGCAGACUCCGUGAUAGCAUUUUUCAAGGAUCAGGGGUUCACAGAAACGCAGAUUUCUUACAUGGUUGGAAAGUUCCCCCUGGCCCUCGCAUGUCAUCCCGAGAAAAACCUUUUGCCCAAAUUUGAGUUUUUAAAUUCUAUAGGACUUUCGGAUUCUGAUAUUAUUAAGUUAUUUACUGCAAGACCCAGCUUCCUAAGUAGAAGCUUGAAGCAUCAUGUAGAACCUACCGUUAGUUUCCUUAGAAAUUUGUUUCAGUCCAACGAUAGAUUACUGAUUGCAAUCAGGAGGUGUGCCCUGAUCUGGAAUUCGAAUUUCAAAGCAGAUGUGAUUCCAAACAUGCAAAUACUGUGCGAUGUUGGUGUGCCCAGAUUGCAGAUGUUGAAUCUAUUAACUUAUUAUCCUAGAGAUUUUUUAGUUACUACAGACCAGUUCAAAAAGGCUGUGGAUGAUGUUGUGGAGAUGGGGUUUGAUCCUUUGAUCUCAAGUUUUAUGGUAGCUGUUCAUGCAGUUAGGUCAAUGAGCAAGUCCACUUGGGAGAAGAAGAUGGAGACUUAUGAGAAUUGGGGUUUGUCUAAAACCGAGAUCUUAUUAGCCUUUAGGAUUAAUCCAUGGUGUAUGAAAGCAUCCAAGGAGAAAAUUGAUAAAGUGAUGGAUUAUCUUGUUAAUAAGAUGGGGUUUGAGACAACUGUUAUUGUAAAGAAUCCUGGUAUCAUUUCAAUGAGUUUGGAGAAGAGGAUUAUUCCAAGAUGUUUGGUUUACAAAUAUUGUUUGGACAAUGGAUUGAUGAAAGAUAAAAAUUGUUGUAGUUUCGGUUGGUGGUUGCAAUGUUCGGAGGAAAAAUUCAUCAAGAGAUUGGAAAGAUAUGAGAAAGAAGCUCCAGGUGUUUUGAAAUUCUAUCUGGAAAAGUUGAAUCAUGCGGAUAGAAGAUGAAAUUCUAUGUGUAUUCGGAAAAAGAAAAUUAAAAUUUUUAUUUUGUAUUCUUUUAACCCUGAUUUUUUUUUUUAUAACUCCUGCUUAAAGUUGCAUUGGCAAAUGAAAUUCUAUGUGACUUUGGGUCGUUUUUUGUUGUAAUGUAGAUGCAUGUAUGUUGUUUGUUUUGGUAUGCUCCUUUUUCGUUUAUGGAUGUAAUGGAUAGCUUAUGGGUUUUGUA